Messenger RNA from Oryza sativa Japonica Group (Japanese rice), 1565 nucleotides. RefSeq lists its product as uncharacterized. NCBI's taxonomy places the organism in Eukaryota, Viridiplantae, Streptophyta, Magnoliopsida, Poales, Poaceae. The record is from RefSeq and is a predicted model, not a curated record. Gene Ontology annotation, molecular function: lyase activity.
CCUCCUCUCGUUUCGUCUCCCCCCCAUCCACUCCUCUUCUCUCCAGCCUUGAGCUCGAGAAUGCUUGUUGCCGCCGCCGCCCACUCGCCAGCGAGCACGGCCCUGCCUCGCCGUCGCCGGCGAGCGGCCGCGCCGCCAUCGCGGAAGACGCCCGAGUCGCAGGCGCUCCGCUCCAUACUCCACUCGCGCGUCAUUGCCUGCCUCCGCGCACAAGACGGGGAGACGGCGAUGCAGGCGGCCCGUGCGGCCGUGCGCGGCGGCGUCUCCGUGCUAGAGAUUGUGAUGUCCACCCCUGGAGCGCUGGAGGUUAUUGGUGAUCUUCGCAGAAGUUAUCCUUCUUUGACAUUUGGGGUUGGCACGGUCUUGAAUCCUGAAGAUGCAAGGAAAGCCAUUACAGCUGGUGCACAGUUUCUCAUGAGUCCUGGUACAGUCAUGGAAAUACUUCAUGCUCUUAAAGAAAGUGAAGUCCUGUGUAUUCCAGGAGUGCUGACACCAACUGAAGUUAUAUCUGCUUCCAAUGCUGGAGCAGAAGUCGUUAAGGUCUACCCAGUUUCAGUAAUGGGUGGGGAGGUCUAUAUGCUUGCUUUGAAGAAACCAUUUCCUUUUCUACCAAUGGUCGCUUCUCAAGGAAUAAGCAUAGACUCAAUCAAGGGGUAUUUGGAGGCAGGGGCAUCUGCAGUGGUGCUAUCUGAUGCUAUUUUCGACAAAGAAUUGAUGAGAGAAAGGAAAUUUGAUGAAAUUUCAGAACUUGCAAACCUGGCCACUCUACGGGCAUCGCAAUCAGGAACAUGAGGCAAAUAUGACAAAAAUUUUAGCAUUAUGUUCCAUUAAGAAGAACACAAUAUUAGUAGUCUCCUAAUGCGACAAUGGGCACCCAUUUUGCUCGGUAUGAUUGAGCCAUGAUGAGCAGUUGUUUUUCCCGGCAUGAUUGACGGCCAUUCUCUCUGUGAUCUGCAUGAGGAUAGCUAGAGAAGUGAUCAAAUUCAAGCCCUAACAUUAUGAGGAAUUGAGGAUAUCUAGAGAAGUAAUCAAGUUCAAGCCCUAGCACUGUGUUCCUCAACAGAAGUCAUGGGCACUGGUGGUCUGGCAAAGAAGUGAUAUAAAAUCUCCGAGCUAGCUACGACAAGUGCUGAGUCCAUAUCUGAGAACUCAAAUGGAAGCAGUGGAGAGUCGCAUUUGCAUUUGACGAAAUGGAAGCACCAACAUCUUGUCAGUUAAUCAGUUACUGUUAUGCAGAUUGCUAAAAGGAAUCUGGAGUUACAGAUCGUGGCACUACGUGGUUUGCCAUCUUUUUGUAGAUUCAAUGCUACUUAGGUAUACUCUCUAAUAGAACAGGUACUGUUGUCUCUAUAGCUUGUGUAAAUACUCCAUCUAAUGUUAUAAGGAACAAUUUUACUUGAUGCAUGUACUAGGGAGGCAACUCCUGUAAAACUGAUUGGAUGGCAUCAGGCAGGAGGGGUUGUGCUAAAAUUAGGUGCUUAGUCAGGAAACUCUUCUGUUUAUGAAUUUCUCUUAAUAGAAAUGGGAGGGUUUGCCCUCUCUAGGUAAAAAAAACAUUGGGUGAA